AUGUCUUCUAGUGGUUCUAGUGCCUCUGCUUCGUGCAAUGUUAGUGGUAGUAGUAAUUCAUCUGAGUCUAAUAAGGACCCCUACCCUUUGUGGAAGUUUGUUGUUAAGGGUGAUAAAAUAUCGGGUGGUGGAGGAAAUUAUAAUUGGAAAUGUAACUUUUGUGGUGAAGUUAAAAAUGGUUCAUACACUAGAGUGAAAGCUCAUUUGCUAUGUGAAACAGGGAAAGGGAUUCAAACUUGUAAUAAAGUGAAUAUUGAUGACCUUGCUAAACUAAGAAAACUUCAUCGUGAAUCUGAGGAUUUUAAAAAAUCUUUGUUACCAAAAGUUCCACCUUUUUCAAAUGAACCCAUAUCUUCUCACACAUCAACUGAAGCUACAUCAGUUAGACUAGGUUCAUCUGAUAAUAUGUUUUACACAAGGGGGUUGCCUUUUAAUCUUGCUAGAAACCCUUACUAUGUUAGUUCAUAUACCAUUGCUGCCAAUUCUAAUCUCUCUGGUUAUAAGCCUCCUAGAUACAACAAACUUAGAACAACUUUGCUUUGUAAAGAGAAAGAAAACGUGGAUAGGUUAUUGCAACUUAUUAAAGCCACAUGGAAAACAAAGGGUGUUAGCAUUGUUAGUGAUGGGUGGAGUGAUCCACAAAGAAGGCCUUUGAUUAACAUUAUGAUUGCUUCCGAAACGGGUCCUAUGUUUAUGAAAGCUAUUGAUUGCUCGGGUGAGAUUAAGGACAAAGAUUUCAUUGCUACCUUAUUAAGUGAGGUGAUUGAUGAAAUUGGAGAUCAAAAUGUUGUUCAAAUAAUCACAGAUAAUGCAAGUAAUUGUAAGGCUGCAGGGGAAUUGGUUGAGGGUAGGUAUCCUCAUAUAUAUUGGACACCAUGUGUUGUUCAUACACUUAAUCUUGCAAUGAAAAGCAUUUGUGCAGCUAAGAAUGUGUUGAAUAAUGUUGAAGUGUAUGAUGAAUUUCAUUGGAUAACGGAAGUUCAUGCAGAUGCCUUGUUCAUUAAAAAUUACAUAAUGAAUCAUUUCAAUGAGGCUUUCAAUGUUCAAUAA
This is a messenger RNA of Chenopodium quinoa (quinoa), 1050 nucleotides long. RefSeq lists its product as uncharacterized. Lineage: Eukaryota; Viridiplantae; Streptophyta; Magnoliopsida; Caryophyllales; Amaranthaceae. The record is from RefSeq and is a predicted model, not a curated record. The coding region runs from base 1 to 1050 and encodes 349 amino acids. The transcript is spliced from 2 exons.